This is a messenger RNA of Sipha flava (yellow sugarcane aphid), 1495 nucleotides long. Its product is annotated as sorting and assembly machinery component 50 homolog B-like. Gene Ontology annotation, biological process: protein insertion into mitochondrial outer membrane; mitochondrial respiratory chain complex assembly. Lineage: Eukaryota; Metazoa; Arthropoda; Insecta; Hemiptera; Aphididae. Bases 158 to 1477 code for a protein of 439 amino acids. Gene Ontology annotation, cellular component: outer membrane; SAM complex. The transcript has a single exon. The record is from RefSeq and is a predicted model, not a curated record.
GUUGGAGUUGUGACGGUAAACGUCUAGCAUCGUGUUCGUUCGAUAAGUCAGUGGCCACAUUUACUUUGGAUAAAGAACGUCUGGUGAGAAAUUAGAUCAUAUUUACAACUAUAUUUUUUCCUUCUUAAUUUAUCUGUGAGUUUUGAUUGAAAUAAUCAUGGUUUUGGAUACCACUAGCUUAAUAAAAACGAAACCUAUUAGGGUUGAUCGUGUAGAUAUUAUAGGAUUGAAAAGAACAAAAGACGAUAUUGUUAAAAAAGCUACAGAAUGUCUUUUUGACUCCGAGUCUAUUGGUGAUGUAAUUUCUAAGACCAUAAUAGCUAAAAGAAAUCUUAUGCAGUUAGAUUGUUUCAACGAUGUGUCAGCAAAUCUAGAUGUUGAUAAUGUUGAUGGACAGGACAGAUAUUAUGUUACCAUUAAAGUUCAAGAAUCAAACAGGGUUAAAGGACAUGUCAAACUUUUAUCAGAUGCUCAUUUUGAUAAUAAUCCUGAUCCUAAAUUAUCAACUGGAAUAUCUUUUUUGAACUUAUUUUGCCGCGGAGAAAAAUUAAAUGUAGUAUCUGAUAUAUAUUCAACUGACAAAAAAUUUUCUACUGGUAGUAUUUGUUUUACGAAACCAUUACUUGCUCUUUUUAAUCCAUAUUUUUAUGCAACAGUUUUCAAGAACCAUUAUAAUAGAAAUAAAUUUGGAUAUUCAUUUGAUGAGUAUGGUGUAAAUACUGGGUUUAACCUAAGCCAUGAAUAUUUUAAAGUAAAUUUUGGAUGGGAAGGAGUGGCUAGAGAACUGAACUAUGCUCAAAAUACUCCAUUUGGUAUACGGGAACAGUUGGGCCUUACAAUGAAGUCAUCUGUUAAAGUUACAGCUUCUUAUGAUACUCGUGAUAAUUCCGUUUUUCCCAGUUAUGGAUCUCUUGUUCAAUGGAUUUCGGAAAUCGCUGGAAUUGGUGGUAGCCAUGAAUUCCUAAAAAAUGAACUGUUCCUUCAAUAUACACUUACCACAAUCUUGGCUUCAGCUUUUACUGGAUCAUUUUCAUUUGGAGUAUUAGAUACAUUUGGAAAAUCCAGUAUUUUAGAUAAUUUCUAUCUUGGUGGACCACUUACAUUCAGAGGAUUUGAAGAAUGUGGUGUAGGUAAGAAAGAAGAUGGUAGCAUAACUGGUUCAUCAAUGUACUGGAGGUUCAAUUUUCAUAUUCAUACACCACUUCCAUUUUUAUCAGAAAAAAAUAAAUUGUCACAUUUAAUAAGGAUACAUUUAUUUAUGAAUUCUGGUAAUGUUGGGAAUCGUGAUGGAAAUUUGACCAAAGACCUUCGAGGAUUGAUCAACAACAUUCGAUUAUCAUGUGGAGCUGGCUUUGCAUUGAAUAUCAACAAUUUAAUGCGCUUAGAAAUUAAUUAUUGUUUACCUGUGUGUUAUUCCAAUAAUGAUUCUAUUGUAUCAAAUAAAAGUCAAUGGGGCUUUGGUUUGUUGUUCUUUUAAUAGACCGAUAGACAAAUU